Molecule: messenger RNA, 2366 nt
Organism: Coccinella septempunctata (seven-spotted ladybird)
Lineage: Eukaryota; Metazoa; Arthropoda; Insecta; Coleoptera; Coccinellidae
Gene: eya
Product: eyes absent homolog 2
Exons: 11
Coding region: 291-2207 (638 amino acids)
Biological process (GO): multicellular organism development; cell differentiation; positive regulation of DNA repair
Cellular component (GO): nucleus
Molecular function (GO): protein tyrosine phosphatase activity
Source: RefSeq, a predicted model, not a curated record
CAGUCUCGAUCACACUCAGUCACAGAGAACACUAUUCGGAUAGGGUUUCCGAACCUAUCCGCUUGUCCUUUUUGCUCCGUUUUUUUUGGACGAACCACAGAGUGCAGUGAAAGUGAUCUUAGAAACAGUGAUAGUAGAUGUUGAUCGGCUGCAGGGGUCAUAGAUUACAGUGACGAUUGUGCAAAUCCAUGGGUUAGCAUGAUUUGAAGGACCUAAUUGACUCCGAUUGUUUUUUUGUUGUGUUGUAAUUUGAAACAGUGUUGGCGGUUUUGUACCUUGCGGGUAUUAUCAUGGUGACUUUAAUGCCCUGCAACUACUUGAAUGCUCAGACGUCCAGGUGCAGUAUGAUCGACAAAAUGUGCGAACCGAAGGUUAAAAGGGCAAGAACCGACGUCGUCUCAGAUUCUUCGGAUAGGGACAGGUUGGGAAUUGAAACAGGAUGUAGCCCCCAGAGUGGACACUCCUCUUCCACGUGCGGUAGUCCGCCAGCCACAGCGUCCACGGCAAACAGUUCUCACAAUUCCACAGACCCAUCCUCCACCUCCACAUCCACCUGCAUCCCCUCGCCAAAUUUCACAUCAUCUUGGUCGCUCCUAGCAGAAGCUUCCGGUAAGAGUCAGGCAGGUGUAAAAACCGAGAUAAGAAGUCCCGGCUUAACCGAAACAGAUGUGGCUACUCUGUCUCAAGAGUCUGGCUUUUAUGGAGCAUCAGUCGACUUGGGAAACGUCUACGACAAGGAGUAUCCAGGAUCGUACCCAACAGCACAUCAGUAUUAUAAUAGCAUGCAGCAGGCAUAUAGCUCCACAAACCCAGCAGCGGCGGCUGCUGCUGCAACGUACAUGAAUUCUUCAUUCUAUAACGCCUCCUCAUAUCCUUACUCUUCUCUAACAUCCACAAGGGGACUCAACUCCGCGUGUAAGGCAACGAGUGGCUACAUUUCAUCUCCCUACAGCUCUCCAGCUUCACCUUUUCAAAGUACAAGCCAAACAUCCCAAUAUUCCCCCUAUGCUUCAUACAAUGCACCUGGAACUUCUAGCUUUGCACAAGGAUUUUCCGCACAGGACUAUGGAACUUAUGGCACCUACACAGAUUCACAGGCAUCCCAGUUUUCAAGUUAUUAUUCCAACCAGUCUUAUUCACCUUACGUCAGUUCACCAAGUUCAAGUGGAAGCAUAGGAGCCUCAACUUACCAGUUAGCAACAACUUCACUAUCAGAGAGCUCCUCGAACGGCCUGAGUUUAGUUGAAAAUUCCACCUUACCUCUCAAAGUAGAUAGUGCAAGAAGAUCCCGUGAUUCCACAAAUAGCAUAGGACCCGAGACAAGAAGUACAAGAGGAAGGGGACGAAGGACAAACACAGUUUCUCCAACCACUCCCGAGUCAACAACAGAUAGAGUAUUUAUUUGGGAUUUAGAUGAGACAAUCAUCAUAUUCCACAGCCUUUUAACAGGAGGCUAUGCAACGAAGUUUCAAAAGGAUGCUCAAAAUGUGGUUCAGUUGGGCUUUAAAAUGGAAGAAAUGGUUUUCAACAUGGCCGAUUCACAUUUUUUCUUCAACGACCUAGAAGAAUGUGAUCAAGUUCAUAUAGAUGAUGUUUCAUCGGAUGAUAAUGGACAAGAUCUAUCAAAUUACAAUUUUAGCACUGAUGGCUUUCAUGCUGCCGCUGCAACCACAACUAAUUUAUGCCUACAGGCGGGAGUGAGAGGUGGUGUUGAUUGGAUGAGAAAAUUAGCUUUCAGAUAUAGAAAAAUCAAAGAAACAUAUAACACAUACAGAAACAGCGUUGGGGGUUUGUUGGGAACAACUAAAAGAGAACAAUGGAUUCAACUGAGAGCAGAAAUUGAGGCUGUCACAGAUAAUUGGCUUACUUUAGCGAAUAAGUGUUUAACUCUAAUAAAUUCGAGAAGUAAUUGUGUGAAUGUCCUCGUUACUACCACACAAUUGAUUCCAGCACUUGCCAAAGUUCUAUUAUUCGGAUUAGGAGGUGUCUUCCCUAUUGACAAUAUCUAUUCAGCAACUAAAAUAGGUAAAGAAAGUUGCUUCGAGCGUAUAGUGACGAGAUUUGGCAGAAAAUGUACUUAUGUUGUGAUUGGCGAUGGACCUGAUGAAGAAUCAGCUGCAAAAGCUUUAAAUUUUCCUUUCUGGAGAAUAAAUAGUCAUAGUGAAAUAGCAGCAUUAUACAAUGCUUUAGAUAUGGACUUCUUAUGAUUCAACUACCAAAAAAACAAAUUUUUAUAUAUUAUGUUUUAUAUGAAGAUUCUCAUUAUAUGUUUUGUGGAUGUAUUAUAAAAAUUGUACAUACAUAAAUAUUGUAAUAAAUGUAUUAAGUUACACUAAAAGUAUAUAAUAGAAAAAAGAAAUUUCUCA